UGUGUUCUGACUUGACUGAUUUUUUGUCACUACUGGAGAACAAAGUUCAGUGAGAAUCUUUUUUACCUGUUUACCUGUUGACCUUUUAUAUUUUCAUUUCCGGUUCCCAGAGUAGAGUUUAAAAUCUGUUUAAUGUAACAAGAACUUUGCUACGAACUGAAACAUGGACAUGACUCUCAGGCUGAUCCUACAAAUAUCUUGAUAGCAAAAUAAUGAAUGCUACUGAGGAUCCUGUUUAAAGAAAUACAUCUUAUUUUGGAAUAUGUGCUCAGCUUUAACAUGAACAUUUAAUGAGGGUUCCCGAAGUGUACAGGCUGUGUAAUUACAAGAAAAAUGAUCAGAUUACACCUCUUGUUGUUCUUUUCAUUAUCAUACUUAGUUAGUAUACUUAGUUGUAUGAUUUUAAAAGCAUUCAAUAUAAUUACAAGAGUUUUUAUGUUCUGAUCUUGAUCUAUGAUCUGGCUGAAGUGAGGACUUCCAUCUCGUGGUGUUGUUGUUGAGUGGCUUUGUGCAGGAUUAUCCAUUCAAAUCUGCCUCAGGUGAAAGCUGUAAUGAAGCCCAUAGUUUUAGCGCCAAUAUCAGAUCUUUCAAGACAUGAACGCGUCAUCUGCCAAUGUGACCGUGGUUCUACAGGAUCGAGAGUCCUUCUCUAAAGCUGUGACCAAGAAUGUGAUUGUUGUGGUUCUCGGGAUCUCCAUCAACUACAUCAAUGUAGGCCUCAUUCACACCUUCUGCAAAUACCAGAUCUUCUACACGAAUCCUCGGUAUAUCCUUUUCAUUCACCUGGUGGUCAACGACAUGAUCCAAGUGACGUUGACCAUCAUCCUGUUCAUCAUCAGCUACACCAUCUACAAAAUAAAUGUCUCUGUCUGUUGCGUCUUCAUCCUGAUUGCUCUUUUCACCACUGAGAACACCCCUCUGAACCUGGCCUGCAUGGCGGUGGAGUGUUACAUCGCCAUCUGCAUCCCCCUUCGCCACAUGCAGAUCUGCACCGUCAAGAGAACAUUAAUGCUGAUCGGUUUAAUCUGGGUGACUAGUAUGUUGUCUGUUCUUCCUGAUCUGUUCAUCACCUUGGCCACACAGCCACUGGACUUCUUUCAUUCACGAGUGGUGUGCCUCAGACAAACUGUCUUCCCAAACCCCCACAUUAUCAAGAAGAGGGAUAUUACCUAUAUUGUGUAUCUGGUUAUAGUUUGGAUCGUUAUCUUUUACACUUACUUCAAGAUCCUGUUCACUGCAAAAUCAGCUAGCAAAGAUGGUAAAAAAGCCAGAAACACAAUCCUCCUCCAUGGUUUUCAGCUGCUGCUGUGUAUGGCAACAUAUGUAGCCCCCCAGUUAUUAGAUGUUGUGCAGAAAUGGUUCCCUAAGAAUUAUUUAGACUCCUUCUUUGCUUACUACAUUAUAGUACAGGUCCUGCCACGAUCCAUUAGCCCAAUCAUCUAUGGCAUACGAGACAAUACUUUCAGGAGGUACCUGAAAAGGCAUCUGUUGUGUAAAGUCAGCACACAGUAACCAACCAACCAUAGCCUAUAAUUAGGUCUUUAAUGCUAAAACUGCAGGUUUCCUGUUAAACAUUUGUGUAAAUCCAAACUCGUAAAUGUAAUGUGCCUAAUGCAUUCACAUUCAGAAGCUGUAUGUAAAAUGAUUCAGUGUUUCCAGAACUGUUGUAGGAGACACAAAUUAUAGUAACUACAGGUUUGGUCAAAUAACAACUCAACUCAAACAACCAACAACCAAUGUAAAUGACAUGUUAAAAUAAAUUAAAUAUCCCAAUAGCUGGUGUUCUAAAUAACAUAAUAUUGGCUGUGGCUUGAUGCAUAUGAAUCUCACUUGUGAAAUGAGGUGUGUGAUAACUUUAGUAUCACUGCUGCACCUGUGACACACUCAGCUCAACACAUCAGAGAAAUCUUCAAGUUACGUAGCCAUUUUUGCAACUACAGUUCAAUUGAGGCAACUGUUCUGUGGGAUUCAUUCUUUUUUAAGAACAGUAGUUCUUAAAUUUUAAAAACUCUGUGGACAGCAGGGGGAAUAAAACAGAUUUUGUUCUGAUGUAUGUUUUGUAAUAUA
Molecule: messenger RNA, 2067 nt
Organism: Siniperca chuatsi (mandarin fish)
Lineage: Eukaryota; Metazoa; Chordata; Actinopteri; Centrarchiformes; Sinipercidae
Product: odorant receptor 131-2-like
Exons: 3
Coding region: 595-1512 (305 amino acids)
Biological process (GO): G protein-coupled receptor signaling pathway
Cellular component (GO): membrane
Molecular function (GO): G protein-coupled receptor activity
Source: RefSeq, a predicted model, not a curated record